CUAGUAUCUUCCUCUUGCCGUGCCGUCACCGCUUGGUCCAUGGAGCCAUCCUCCACAACCCAAGAUCAGCAAAUACAAGGCGAUGGAAGCACAUUUGGUGAAGGUGGAGCAACUCUUCACGCUUAUUCCCGGCCACGUCGGCCAGAAAGCGAGACAUUGACUUAUUUGCGCUCACUUGAGCCUGUCAUCGACAAAAGCAUCACCGCCCUCCUCCAACAAAACUCGAACCAAAGGGGAACGAUCGUGAACGACGCACAAAAACGAUCUCAAGAAGUCGAGGAGGAAGAAAACGAAGCUGAAGAACGUUCGCUCCUUGUACAAAACCUCAUCGAUGAGCUCACGUUUAAAGUUGCAAGUCUUGCCAUGGACAGACACGCUGCCCCGACCUUGGAGAAGGUAGCACGCCUCUGCACACGGAAGCAACUCGCACAUCUUCUACAUGGGUGUCUCGGCUACGCAGCAUGCCUUGCCAGUAAUCGAUAUUCUUCUCAUGUACUGCAAACCUUCCUAUCAUUGACGGGGCCCAUGCUGGAGGCUGAGUUGCUUGGUAUCGGGGAGGAAGAGGACAGGGAUGAAGGACUCGACGACAAACCGCCUUUCAGCACAGGAUCAGAGAUCGAUGAGGCUGCACCUGGAGAAGGCAUAUCAUUGGCUGACACAGCCACUAAGCUUGCAGAGGAGCUGCGAGCCUCGUGGUUGUCGUUGAUCUUUGAUUUGUGCGGGACGCACAGCAUGCGUGCUUUUUUCUGCCUCCUAGCAGGGAUGCCCGCGGUGGCGGAAAAACGCGGCCGGCAUGCCAAGCACAAGCACGGUAUUGAGACUGCUGUAGCAGUAGGUUAUCAGGGCAUUGGUGCAGGGCCCGGUGACGUACGAAGUAAAACUCAGGGGGAGACUGGAAACCUCCAUUCCACGCC
Messenger RNA from Nannochloropsis gaditana CCMP526, 914 nucleotides. RefSeq names its product rrna processing protein. The record is from RefSeq and is a predicted model, not a curated record. Gene Ontology annotation, cellular component: 90S preribosome; nucleolus; preribosome, small subunit precursor. Gene Ontology annotation, molecular function: RNA binding. The transcript has a single exon. Gene Ontology annotation, biological process: endonucleolytic cleavage to generate mature 5'-end of SSU-rRNA from (SSU-rRNA, 5.8S rRNA, LSU-rRNA); endonucleolytic cleavage in ITS1 to separate SSU-rRNA from 5.8S rRNA and LSU-rRNA from tricistronic rRNA transcript (SSU-rRNA, 5.8S rRNA, LSU-rRNA); ribosomal small subunit export from nucleus. The annotation marks the transcript as partial.